AUGGCUAUCUCUGCUUUGCCACUUCGCCCAAAGGCCAGUGACACUUCAGACGACGAAGAGAAGCCCAUCAAAGAGCUACCCGGGGGAUCAUACUUCCAGGAAGUGCAAAGCGUUGGUCAUUUGCCCUCUGUGGAUCCUGUUCUGUGGAUUGUACCAAAAGCUAAAGGGCGGAUUUCCGCGAUUCUGCAUGAAAGUCAGUUUCGGGAUAGCAGGUUUCCAGUAACAUUCGACAAGAGUUCGACCGGCCUCCAUGCUUGUUACAAAGACCGAACACGACAAUUUGUGCAAUUGCAGUCGGAACUCCUCAAGAACACCGUCUCCAUCGAUGAACUCAAGCGACAGUGGAAAGAGGCUGAACAAUGUUGGUCACCUUGUGUUGGGAAGAAGGAAGAGAUGGAGGGGUACUAUCUUCAAAGCCGCUCUGGGGUUACACCUUUCACCUCUCCGAAUCGCCAGUCCCAACGUGAACAAUGGGAAUUGGAGGACGCCUUCCGGAUGCCAUCUCCCGGUUCUCCAUCUCCCGGGCCUUCAUCCCCCGUUCAGCAUUCCAUGCAGCUUCGACGACAAACGGGCCCUCUAGUUGAUGAUGACGACUCGGACGACAGCGACGACAGCGACGGCAGUGGAAACAGCACCUUUCAGUCGGGCUAUCAUACGAAACAUGACACAAGCCAAUAG
Coprinopsis cinerea okayama7#130 is the source of this 678-nucleotide messenger RNA. RefSeq lists its product as hypothetical. The transcript is spliced from 4 exons. Lineage: Eukaryota; Fungi; Basidiomycota; Agaricomycetes; Agaricales; Psathyrellaceae. Bases 1 to 678 code for a protein of 225 amino acids. The record is from RefSeq and is a predicted model, not a curated record.